GCUUUCCCGCAAUUUUUGAAAUUCAAAUCGAUAGUGCGCGCCAUCUUUCGAUCAAAUCGAUAAUAAGCGUUGAAAGUAACAGUUUAAGAUCGAAGCAUUAACCAUGAGCGAAGAUAAAGUAGGUUCAUUAGUGGAAGAAGCUUUAAAACGUAAAGAACGUUUGCAAGCACUUAAAAAAAAAAAUGAAGAAGCCAAGGAUAUCAAUGCAGAUUCUCCCAGCAAAUUACCAAUGCCAAAAUUUCGUAGUUAUAAGCCACAAGAUGAAAGUCUUAAGGAAAAGGUGUUAGAAGAUGCAAAACCAGGCGAUGUUGAAUCCGAAGUUCAAGAUCAGUUGAGUGCUGCAAAAAGUAAAGUGGUUAUCGAAGAACUUGAUAUAAGUAAUUUGGCUCCACGGAAGCCAGAUUGGGAUUUAAAGAGAGAUGUUUCUAAGAAAUUGGAAAAAUUAGAAAGAAGAACUCAAAAGGCAAUUGCUGAAUUAAUCAGAGAACGUCUUAAACAAGACCAACACAAUUUAGCUACGAUGGUAAAUAUGAUAGGAAAAGAGGAAACAAAUGAUAGAACUUGACAGUAAUAUAUGUUAGUUAUUUUCUUUUUAUAUUAUAGUAUUUUUCUUUUUAAAGAAAUUAUUCCAUGAAUAAGUAAAUGAUAAACCGUUAA
Messenger RNA from Vespula pensylvanica (western yellowjacket), 657 nucleotides. RefSeq names its product coiled-coil domain-containing protein 12. The record is from RefSeq and is a predicted model, not a curated record. Lineage: Eukaryota; Metazoa; Arthropoda; Insecta; Hymenoptera; Vespidae. The coding region runs from base 104 to 565 and encodes 153 amino acids. Gene Ontology annotation, cellular component: U2-type spliceosomal complex; post-mRNA release spliceosomal complex. The transcript is spliced from 3 exons.